GCGGGGCUGUAACUACGCAUGCUCAGUACACACAAUCUCAGCAUCUCCUCACUGAUGACAAAGGGUCCUCCGGGGAGACGCGCCGCGCGUGACCGCGUCCUCUGCGCUGUACUGCAGACAGACACAGACAGACAGAGAGACAGACAGACAGACAGGCAGAUAGAGGUGAGACAGACAGGCAACCAGUUUGUCGCGGAGGAUGCGCGCGGUGAGCAGCAUCAGCACCAACUCGCGGUGAUCGUCGGCUCGGUACCGGGAGGCGGAGCAGCGAGCAGCCGCAGCGGAGAGCAGCAGAGCGGACACGAUGAGCUGUAACUGGGGCACCGAGCUGUGGGAUCAGUUCGAUAAUUUGGAGAAACACACCAGCUGGGGAAUCGACUUCCUGGAGAGAUACACCAAGUUCCUAAAGGAGCGAGCCGAGAUCGAGCUGAGCUACGCCAAACAGAUCAGGAGCCUGUCUAAGAAGUACCACCCAAAAAGAAGCAGAGAGGACGAGAGCAGGUACACCUGGUGUUUGGCGUUUGCGGCGACUCUCCGUCAGCUGAGUGAACUUUCUGUUCAGAGAGAAGAACUGGCUGAAAACCUGAACACACAAAUCGUCUGUGAGCUGACCAGGUACACCCAGGAGCUGAAGACGGAGAGGAAGAUCCAUUUCCAGGAUGGCCGCCGUGCACAGCAGCACAUUGAGAGCUCCUGGAAACAACUGGAGUCUAGUAAACGUCGGUUUGAACGUGACUGUAAGGAGGCAGAGCGAGCGCAACACGUGUCCGACAGAAUCGACCUCGACAACAAGACGGACGGAGAGAAGCGCUGCUCACUGAAGGCUCGUCAGACGGCUCAACAGAAGAAACAAGCUGCCGAAGAGUCCAGGAAAGACUAUGUGACCAGUUUAAACCAGUUCAACCAGGACCAGCACCAGCACUACCACACACUGGUACCAGUUAUAUACCAGCGGAUCCAGGACAUGGAGGAGCGGCGGAUCGAGCGGAUCUGCGAGGCGAUGCGUUCAUCGGCGGAGGCUGAAAGGAAAGUUCUUCCUGUUGUGAGUCGCUGUCUGGACGCCAUGAUGGAUGCCGCCGAGGGCAUCCAGCCCCGGAUGGACACCCGGCAGGUGGUGGAGGUGUACAAGUCGGGAUUUGAACCUCCCGGUGACGUUGAGUUUGAGGACUACAGUGCUACUAUGAGGCGGAGCAUCUCUGAGUCCAGUUACCUUGACAACCGGACCGAGGGACGGAGACAUAGCAGGAAGCUGUGGCCGUUCAUCCGGAAAAACAAGCUGUUGACCCUCCUCUCCUCCCCCCGCCAGCCUCCGCCUCCACCCCCCACGUCGCCAUCACCAGGGGGCGUGGCCAACAGUCCACAGUCCCCGCCACUGGCCUCUAGAGAACCAAUCACACAGCGGCUAAAUGACCUCAUGACCUCUGGGUCCAGAACCAGGAAGCAGUGUCUGCGCAGCCUCAAGAGAGGGCUGUCACUCAAACUGGGUUCGAGUCCCGCAGACUGCAGCCAUCUUCCUCCUGAACAGAGACGAAAAAAACUUCAGAUGAGGAUCAACAACAUCAACCAGGAGAUCCAGAGAGAGCGCGAGCAGAGAGAUGCUCUGUUGAAGAUGAGGGAAGUUUAUGAACGAAGUCCUCAGAUGGGCGACGCCGACAGUUUGGAGCCUCGACUGGACGAAGUGAAACAGAGUCUGCAGAAACUGGAAGAAGAGCUGAGGAGGAACCAGGCGUGGCUGGCAGAGGCUGACAGCAGGUCUGAUCACAGCAGCAGGAGACAGAGUGGAGGUUGUGGGUUAAAUUCUCAGGCAACCACGCCGGGCAGCAGCAGCCUGAAACAAAUGGACAACCGCAGUCCAGCCAGCAGAGAGAGUCCUGACGGCAGCUACACUGAAGACCACAGUGCAGAGCUUCACUUUAAAUCUCGUAGUUCAGAGUUUGAUGACGACUUUGAUGAUGAAGAACCGUUACCGAGUAUCGGCACCUGCAAGUCCCUUUACCCCUUCCAAGGUCAGAACGAAGGAACUUUGUCGAUGGUGGAGGGAGAACUACUUUCUGUGGUGGAGGAGGACAAAGGUGACGGAUGGACCAGAGUACGGAGGAACCUGGAGGAGGAGGGAUACGUCCCCACCUCCUACAUUAAAGUCUUCCUGGACAGCAGUGCCAAAGGCUUUGUGCAGAGUAGUCGGCUAGUCUAGUCACAGUAAUCGACCAGUGAGGACGUCUCGCCACAGGAAGUGAUGUAAAGGAAAGAGCUCUGAGGAAGUCCGGUAACAGCUUUUCAUUGGAUGGUUUAACUCAAAUCAGAUAUUAGACAGGUCCCAAACCCUGAUCAGACUUCAGAUCAGAGAUCAGAUAUUAGACAGGUCCCGAAUCCUGAUCAGACUUCAGAUCAGAGAUCAGAUAUUAGACAGGUCCUGAAUCCUGAUCAGACUUCAGAUCAGAGAUCAGAUAUUAGACAGGUCCCGAACCCUCUGAUCCAGAUCGUCAUUAAUCAUCUCUCUCCAUUAGUAGAGUUUUUAUUUUGAUUUAUGUAAAUUCAAGAAGUUAACUUUUGAUCACAAACUGAAUCAUUAUCUUCAGAUACAGACGAAGAAAAUGAAUUAUUUAACUUUGAACUUUUUAUUCUGAUGUGAAAGCAGAGAAGCUGCUGUAUUUAAACUAAAAUGUAAACUGUAAAAAUGUUUGUGAAGAUGUUCAGAAAAGAAAA
Messenger RNA from Larimichthys crocea (large yellow croaker), 2706 nucleotides. It is a transcript of the gene fnbp1a, whose product is annotated as formin binding protein 1a. The transcript has 18 exons. Gene Ontology annotation, biological process: signal transduction. Bases 305 to 2194 code for a protein of 629 amino acids. Gene Ontology annotation, molecular function: protein binding. The record is from RefSeq and is a predicted model, not a curated record. NCBI's taxonomy places the organism in Eukaryota, Metazoa, Chordata, Actinopteri, Sciaenidae.